AACUUAAAAUCGUUAAAGACAUACAACUUGAGUUAAGAAUGGUAUUUUAUGACGUCCCCGUGUCCGUCCGUGUUUGUGAAGCACCAUAGCGAUCGAUAGCGUAAAGCUAGCCGCUCGAAAUUCUGCACAGACAUUCUUAAUGAUGUAGACCUCUGCAAAUAGGGCAUAGGGUGUUUUUGAAUGUGACUCCCGUAUAAAAGGUUUUUGGAGCCGCAGUUUUUAUCCUUUUAAAAUUUUGCGUGUAUAGAGUGAUGCGGCAAAAUUUAAGUUGCUUAGCCUUCUACGACCUCUGGUAUGUGUAAACUUUUAGCUGUGAUGGGUUCCUUAGAUGAGUUUGACUUUUCUACUGCUACCAAUGAGUGUUAUCGACGUGGUCUUCAAUUGGCCGAAAUUAAAAAUGCCGACAAAAAUGCUGCCAUGGAUAUCUUGUUAAGGUCUUUAUUUGCUAAAACUCCUGAUUUGUGGAUUGGUGCCAGAGACGAUGGAUCUUCUCGCAAAGAUCGUCCCUUUUAUUGGCAAAAGUCUAAACAGCGUAUGGUGUUUGGCAACUGGGCUAGUGGUCAACCUGAUAAUUCACAAGGUGUCGAACAUUGCGUUCACUAUUAUAGUGCCACAAAUUUCAAAUGGAAUGAUAUCAAAUGUGAUUCAAAGUUAGGUUUUAUUUGUGAAGGUCGCUUUCCCUAAUAGAACUUAAAUGUCUUCACAUAAAAUCAGAAUCAGAAUUGUUUGCAUAAAAAAUGAUAUUCGACUUUCCUUUUCAUUAAAAACAACUUUUAUCAAAAUAUGCAAUAAGAAA
Messenger RNA from Stomoxys calcitrans (stable fly), 796 nucleotides. RefSeq names its product lectin subunit alpha-like. Gene Ontology annotation, molecular function: extracellular matrix binding; extracellular matrix protein binding. The transcript has 3 exons. The record is from RefSeq and is a predicted model, not a curated record. Gene Ontology annotation, cellular component: extracellular matrix; external side of plasma membrane. The coding region runs from base 295 to 684 and encodes 129 amino acids. NCBI's taxonomy places the organism in Eukaryota, Metazoa, Arthropoda, Insecta, Diptera, Muscidae. Gene Ontology annotation, biological process: cell migration.